AUGCCGUUCUAUCUGAACGUGCCAGCGACGCCGGACUCGGAGUUCGACGACGUCAAGCGUUGGGUGGCGGCGGCGGUGAAGGAAGAGGAGGAGGUGCAGAGCCCGCUGGCUUUCAAGAAACAGAGACCUGUCGUCCCACAUGAGCGAGUCAACUCCAGUUCGAUUCUGGAUGACUCUCCGAUCGAGCAAGUUCGGUUGACAGUCCCACCAACAGAUGAUAAGACAUUGCAGGUCUUAACGUUCCGAACAUGGUUUAUCGGAAUCCCCAUUUGCAUCCUCGGGUCCGUAAUUGCAGCAUUAUCUUCUUACCGACAGCAAUUGUUCUAUUUAUCACAAGUCUGCAUCAACAUCAUCGUGCUCAUCGUUGGGAAACUAAUGGCUAAUAUGCUACCAAACAAAGUGGUACGGAUGCCAUACACAAACUGGGGUUUCUCGUUGAAUCCGGGACCCUUCAACUUGAAAGAACAUGUGGUGACCACCAUACUGGCCGGCACGGAAAGUGCUUCUGCCGGCUUCGAAAUAUUAUCCAUGUCCAAGAUCUUCUACCACAAGGAUAUCCCAUUACUGCCGGCCAUGCUGCUGGUGCUAUCGAUUCAG
Musa acuminata subsp. malaccensis (wild Malaysian banana) is the source of this 597-nucleotide messenger RNA. NCBI's taxonomy places the organism in Eukaryota, Viridiplantae, Streptophyta, Magnoliopsida, Zingiberales, Musaceae. The record is from RefSeq and is a predicted model, not a curated record.